Adineta ricciae is the source of this 1443-nucleotide messenger RNA. NCBI's taxonomy places the organism in Eukaryota, Metazoa, Rotifera, Eurotatoria, Adinetida, Adinetidae. The record is from the annotation of a GenBank genome assembly.
AUGUUGUGUUCAUCGAUUCUUUUGAUGCUGUUUCUUACAGUUACUUAUGCAGCGGAACAAAAGUGUAAUCGACAACGUGUUGCAACAUGGAAUGCGGAACAACGAUUAAUCUGCGAUCUACUUGAUAAUUAUCAAGUCAAAUGGGGACGGCCGGUAAAGAAUAUGACUGAAGACGUCGAAGUUCAAUUUGGUUUACAAUUGAUCCAUAUCAGUGACCUUGAUGAGAAAAAUCAAGUAUUGAUCACUAAUCAAUGGCAAAUCUAUGAAUGGCAGGACGAAGCAUUAACAUGGGAUCCAGAAUAUUAUGAUGAUCUUCAAGAUAUACGUUUACCGAUCAAACGUAUUUGGCAGCCAGAUGUCACGUUGUAUAACUAUGCCGAUACACGACUGGAAGAAAAACGUGAAGUUCUAGCUGUUGUGUAUUACAAUGGAACCGUUGUUUGGAAACCAAUGUCAAUUUUUAAGUCAACAUGUCAAAUUGACAUUCGACGGUUCCCAUACGAUCGGCAGAAUUGCUCAAUGAAAUUCGGUACAUGGACGUAUGAUAGUUCCAAAGUGAAUCUUAAUUUCUAUCGUGAUAUUCAUCAAUUCGACUUGAGAUCGUAUGUUAAAUCCAACGAAUGGACGAUUUUAGAAAACUACGCCAAACGUAAUACCGAAAAAUACGAUUGCUGUCCGGAAAUUUAUGUUGACUUGAAAUUCUAUAUCAUACUUGAACGGCGAGGUGGAUUUUAUAAUUACAUUCUUAUUUUACCAUGCGUACUUCUCUCCUGCUUGACAUGCAUACUAUUUUGGCUACCUCCGGAAAGUCCGUCGAAGUUGGUCCUUGGUGCGUACUACUGUUUAAAUAUGGGCAUGAUCGCUACAUCGACAUUUCUCUGUACAAUUGUCGUUCAUAUCUAUUUCCGUGGAAGUGGACCGAUGCCUGUUAUAUUACGAAAAGUUUUUCUCGAGUGUUUGGCACGACUUUUCUGUAUGGUACCGCAUACGGGUUCAUAUCAGCAGCAUGCAGUCAACGGUCUCGUUCCCCCUGUGAAAGCCACGUGCGACGGUGAUAAAUUUGAGAAAUUUGAGUUACUCAAAGAACGGUUUAAAACAUUCGGUGAUAAACGUAUUAUAACAACGAACGAUGAUUCAAAUGAUGAAGCAUUAGAAAUGACUGACGACGAUCAUCAUCAUCAUCAACAACAACAACACGCACAGAUACUAAAUCAACAAAUCCAACAGCAAAUAACAGCGUCGAUUGCAUUCAUGACUGUGGAGACAGAUUUGAAAGAAAUACGUGAUUUUCUUCGAACAACACGAAAACGUAUGGAAGAUAAAGAAGCCAAAGCGAAAACAAUUAACGAUUGGAAACAAGUCGCACUUGUACUUGAUCGAACUUUCUUUUUCAUCUACUUAUCUGCUAUAAUUAUCUCUCUUGCUGCGAUGUUCCCUCGAUAG